AUGACAAUGUAUAUUGCAUUUAUUUUAAGUACUAUUUUUGUUAUUGGGUUUGUUGGUUUUUCUUCUAAGCCCUCUCCUAUUUAUGGUGGACUUGGGUUGAUUGUAAGUGGUGGAGUUGGUUGUGGUAUUGUAUUGAAUUUUGGUGGGUCUUUUUUAGGUUUAAUGGUGUUUUUGAUUUAUUUGGGGGGUAUGUUGGUGGUUUUUGGUUAUACUACUGCUAUGGCUACUGAGAUGUAUCCUGAGGUUUGAGUUUCUAAUAAGACUGUUUUUGGAGCAUUUGUUUCUGGUUUAAUAAUGGAGUUUUGUAUGGUUUAUUAUGCGUUGAAGGAAGAGGAAGUAGAAAUUAUCUUUAAGUUUAAUGGGCUUGGGGAUUGAGUAAUUUAUGAUACGGGUGAUUCGGGGUUUUUUAGUGAGGAAGCUAUGGGGAUUGCUGCUUUAUAUAGUUAUGGUACUUGAUUAGUUAUUGUUACUGGUUGAUCAUUGCUUAUUGGAGUUGUUGUUAUUAUAGAGAUUACUCGUGGUAAUUAA
Messenger RNA from Sus scrofa (pig), 528 nucleotides. The record is from the annotation of a RefSeq genome assembly. NCBI's taxonomy places the organism in Eukaryota, Metazoa, Chordata, Mammalia, Artiodactyla, Suidae.